AUGCCCGCCCCCACCAACACCCUCCUCAUCGAGGGCUCCUUCUCCGAACUCGCCGACGAGUUCGCCCAGUACGUCGAUGCCGUCCGCAAAUCCGACGCCGCCAGUCUCCAGGCCGACAUCAGCCCCCUCCUCGAGCCCCUGCGCCAGCAGGAACAGACCGAUUCCGAGCCCGACCGGAAACAGCGCGAUGAGGUUCUCAAGAAGAUCGUCUCCGCCGCCACCGUCUUGAAUAGCGCGCCUGAGAAGGAAAUCACCCCCGCCUACAACCUUCUCAUCCACCUCAUCCAUCAAGCCUCCGAGCCCGACAUGUUCCUCUCCCGCAUCUGCGCCUACCUCUCCAAGCCCAUCGCCUCCUCCCCUCAGUUCGGCCCCUCCCUCGCCAUCUCCAUCCUGUCCACCAUCUUCAACACCCUCGGCGACGCCGACUCCAGCCGCUUCCACGUCCUCCUGGCCAUCGUCGCCGUCAUCCGCCAGGCCGCCUCCGCCGCCGCCUUCGAGGCCCUCAAGCCCCAGCUGACCGCCCAGCUGCCCGCUUGGCUGUCCGCCUGGGAGCUCGAUGACGAGGAGACCCAGCGCCUGCACCUGGCCGUCGUCGACGCCGCCCAGGCCGCCGGUGACCAGGAGCUGGCCCAGACGCACAUCAUCCAGGCCCUCCAGACCAUCCCCGCCGCCCAGGCGGCCGCCCCGGCGUCCCGCGACCUCGCCGUCCGCGCCCUGACCGCCGCUCUCACCCACCCCGCCGUCUUCGACUUUACCCCGCUGACCGCCUCCGACGCCGUCCAGGCCCUCCGCGCCAGCGAUGCCACCCUCUUCGAGCUGCUCGAGGUCUUCACCGCCGACACCCUCGACGCCUACGAGGCCUUCAUCCAGUCCACCCCGCUCGCCACCAUCUCCGGCGGUGUCCUCGCCGACGCCGGCGACGCCCUGCAGACCAAGAUGCGCCUGCUGACCCUGGCCUCCCUGGCCGCCUCCACCCCGUCGCGCUCCCUGCCCUACGCCACCAUCGCCAGUGCCCUGCGCGUGCCCGACGCCGACGUCGAGAAGUGGGUCAUCGACACCAUCCGCGCCGGCCUCGUCGAGGGCAAGCUGUCCCAGCUGCGCUCUGAGCUGCUCGUCCACCGCGCCACCUACCGCGUCUUUGGCGAGAAGCAGUGGGCCGAGGUGCAGGGCCGCCUGAUGGUCUGGCGCCGCAGCCUCGAGCACGUCCUGGCCACCGUCCGCAGCGAGCGGGAACGCUUCGUGCGCGAGAGCAUCCAGGCCGCGCAGGCCGCCGAGGAGGGAGCCAAGUCGGGGGACAACAAGGGUGGCAAGCCCAUCGACCGACGACCGCGCCAGCCGCAGGCGUCGCAGCCGUCUGCUCCGGUUGAGGCGGUCGCCGAAUAA
Molecule: messenger RNA, 1383 nt
Organism: Aspergillus candidus
Lineage: Eukaryota; Fungi; Ascomycota; Eurotiomycetes; Eurotiales; Aspergillaceae
Product: PCI domain protein
Exons: 2
Coding region: 1-1383 (460 amino acids)
Biological process (GO): cytoplasmic translational initiation
Cellular component (GO): eukaryotic translation initiation factor 3 complex; cytoplasm
Molecular function (GO): translation initiation factor activity
Source: RefSeq, a predicted model, not a curated record